This is a messenger RNA of Cordyceps fumosorosea ARSEF 2679, 1578 nucleotides long. RefSeq names its product Sugar/inositol transporter. The transcript is spliced from 2 exons. NCBI's taxonomy places the organism in Eukaryota, Fungi, Ascomycota, Sordariomycetes, Hypocreales, Cordycipitaceae. The coding region runs from base 1 to 1578 and encodes 525 amino acids. The record is from RefSeq and is a predicted model, not a curated record. Gene Ontology annotation, biological process: carbohydrate transport; transmembrane transport. Gene Ontology annotation, cellular component: membrane. Gene Ontology annotation, molecular function: carbohydrate:proton symporter activity.
AUGACGGACAUUGCGGAAAAAGAACGAUCCUCAAUUGAGAAGAGCCAGGAAAAUGUCGCAGAGAUCGACCGCUGCGGUACGCAUCCCUCUGCGGAGGAGAUGGCCGAAGCCAUUGCAGCAGCGAAGCUGUCGCCGCUCAGUCGUCCUUUGCUGAAGCUGUACUGCUUCUGCUUCAUUGCCUUUCUCUGCUCCACCAUGAACGGCUACGACGGAUCCAUCUUCGGAUCCCUCCCGGCCAUGGAGUCCUUCCGCGACCGCUUCCACGUUGGCAAGACCGGCCCCAAGCUCGGCUACAUCUCCGCCAUGUACACCGUCGGCACCGUCGCCUCGCUGCCCCUCACCGGCCCCGCCUGCGACCUGCGCGGCCGUCGCAUGGGCAUCUUCCUCGGCAGCAUCAUCGUCGUGCUCAGCACCGUGCUCUCCGCGCUCGCCUCCAACACGUCCGCCUUCGUCGCCGGCCGCUUCUUCCUCGGCUUCGGCGUCAGCAUCGUGCGCUGCGCGAGCUCCAUCUGGUGUGCCGAGAUCAGCCCGCCCGCCUACCGCGGCGUGCUGACCGCCUUCUACAACUGCACCUACGCUAUCGGCGCGCUGAUGGCCGCCGGCGUCACCCGCGGCUCGGUGCGCUACGCCGGCGACCUCCAGUGGCGCGUCCCCGUGUGGUGCCAGCUCAUCUGCCCGGCCAUCGUCGCCGCGUUUGUCUUGCUGUUCCCGGAGUCCCCGCGGUGGCUGUACGCGCACGGCCGCGAGGAGGAGAGCCUCGCGUUCCUGACAAAGUACCACGGCGAGGGCAACAGGGAGCACGCGCUGGUGCGGAUGCAGAUCGAGGAGUACCGGCAGGUCAUCUCGCGGGACGGCUCGGACAAGAGCUGGUGGGACUACAGCGACCUGUACAAGGACCGGGCCUCGCGGUGGAGGAUGCUGAACGCGCUGAUCCCGUCGGUCUGGGGCCAGUGCUCGGGGAACGCGGUGGUCAGCUACUACUUGCCGGCGAUGCUGAUGACCACGGGCAUGACGCGGUCCGACCAGAUCCUCAACAUCAACCUGGGCUACACGGCCAUCGCGGCCGUGGCCUCUUACGUCGGCGCGAGCCUGAUCGAGAAGAUGGGCCGCCGCCCGACCAGCAUCUGGACCUCAGUCGCCUGCUCCCUGUGCUUCGCCGGCAUCACCGCCGGGACCGGCAUCUACGCCUCCACCAAGGCCCACGGGGCCGCGACGGCCGGCAUCGCCUUCAUCUUCAUCUUUGGCUGGUGCUACAACUUUGGCAUGACGCCCCUGCAGGCGCUCUACCCCGUCGAGUGCCUGUCGUACGAGCAGCGCGGCAAGGGCCUGGCCUUUGUCUUUGCCUUUGUCCACUGCCUGGCCUUUGUCAACCAGUUCUGCUUCCCCAUCUCGCUGCAGGAUAUCGGCUGGAAGACGUACACUGUCUUCAUCGUCUGGGAUCUGAUCCAGGCGACCAUCAGCUACCUCUUCUCGGUGGAGACCAAGGGACGAUCGCUGGAGGAGAUGACGGAGAUUUUUGACGCUCCCAACCCUGUCAAGGCGUCGCUGCGGAAGAUUAAGGCUGUUUCGGAUGUUUAA